Trichophyton verrucosum HKI 0517 is the source of this 1437-nucleotide messenger RNA. RefSeq lists its product as uncharacterized. The transcript has 4 exons. NCBI's taxonomy places the organism in Eukaryota, Fungi, Ascomycota, Eurotiomycetes, Onygenales, Arthrodermataceae. Gene Ontology annotation, molecular function: GTPase activator activity. Bases 1 to 1437 code for a protein of 478 amino acids. Gene Ontology annotation, cellular component: vacuolar membrane; GATOR1 complex. The record is from RefSeq and is a predicted model, not a curated record. Gene Ontology annotation, biological process: positive regulation of autophagy; negative regulation of TORC1 signaling.
AUGAAGUCGCCUCGCUACGACCGGAAUGAAUUCAUAUUCAACUUCUGCAUUGUGCUGAGCGAAGAGGACGAAUGGGGGACCUACAAGAGUGUGGUGCAGAAGUUGGCGCAUCUGAUGUGCGGGCUCGAAGAGCAGUCUGGCUUCUUGUCGAAGGAUACGUCCAAGGACGGAGAAGGCAAGGUAUAUAGCCUGUGCGAAACGCUGAUGGAGGAUCUGAAUAGUUAUUACGAGUGCAUGAUUCCAAUUGAUGAAUUGAAUACCCUUAAUGUCAAGCUGUUUCCUCUAUACCCUUCGCCGCCUAUCGUCAAAGCAUGGCAUGUUCCCCUUUUCACUGUUCGGUGUGAGACCUUCAUGGAUGAGAACUGGGACCUGACUAUGAGAAGGAUAGUUCCAUAUAUCAAUGGUAUUAAUAGCGUUCGGAAAAUAUCCAUUCUAUCUGAUGCUGAUUUCACCCUUACCUGCCGCGCAAUACGCCAUCUGAUAUACUACGGAUGUGCAUUCCUUCUGGAUAUAUUCUCAUUCUCCGCCAUCUAUGCUCCAACUGCGGAGUUUAGUUCUACUAUCGUCACAGACAAAAAGAUGCAGUGUGAAUGUGCACGACCUACUUCUACCCUGGGUACAUCUUCAUCUGCAUCCAAUCUUCAGAGGGCUUCGCUAUCACACUCCAGCCAUAAGGUAUCUGUACCCAAUGACGAUCCUUGGGUGGAACAUGACAGCAUCUGGCCAAAGAUCGAUACUUCCAUCCCGUCUACUUCAGGCGAGGGCUCAAGUAAAUUUAACUCGAGAACAAUCGUCGAUGGAGUCGGUCUCAUAGAGCUAUACUCGAGUUUAAAACAAGGCCAGACCGUCAAACAAUGGUACCUAAAACAUAUGCGCGAGCUUGCAAAUAUUGACGUCCGCCGUUUUAUCACCUUUGGUGUCAUCAAGGGCUUUUUGUACCGAGUGCAUAAAUAUCCCUUUGCUACAGGAAGGGUUAUACAAAACACCCACCAAAGAAGGCAGUCAAACCACUUCCCUUUAACUUCUCCUAUUGAGGGAUAUUCCAUUGGUGCCGCAACUGACCGGGUCGCCCACCCGUUCACCCGUGACCGCCUAGGCUCUACAGCUAGUGGUAUUGACCCCCUGUCAACCAGCAAACCACUAUCGAAAAAUACAUCUACCCUCUCCCCUCGAAGCCGAGCACGUAACCGUCGCUCGCUUCAUCGCUACGAUGAUGAGGGUAACGAUGGCGAUGAUGAUGGGUUUGGGGAUGAUGAUUCCGAGGGGGAGGAGGACGGUGAGGCAGGGGACUAUGGUAUAGACAACAAGACUCUUGCCAAGUACCUGGAUGGAACUCAUUGCUUUGAUGAAAUAUGCACGGAACUUGAGAUCACCGAUAAGGAGCUCACAGCUAGACUAAAGCGAUACCCACGAGAGGUUGUGAUCAUCCACUCGUAA